AUGGCCUCGAGCAACCCACUUGCAGAGAAGAGUUCCCCAAUUGUCAUAAUUGGGGCUGGUGUUUUCGGACUCAGCAGUGCUAUUCAUCUGGCAAAGAGAGGAUUCACAAACGUCACCGUCUUUGACAGACAGCCGUACCAUGAAACGCGAUAUGAUUUUGAUCGCGGCUGUGAUGCUGCGUCUGCAGAUUGCAACAAAAUCAUCCGUGCUGCAUACGGCCACGAAGUAUGGUAUCAGAACCUGACGUUGGAAGCAAUUAAAACCUGGAACGAAUGGAAUGCCUCACUUGCGAAUGGACAGAGGUUGCCACCUGGUAUGACGAAGAAUGAGAAAAUCUAUGUAAAUUGUGGGAAUUAUCACAUCGGGGACGAAGGGCUGAACCCUUUUGAAAAAAUGUCUGUCGAAAACAUCUCCAAGGCUGGAUUGGGCCGUACACAAUACCUUUUUACAGAUCCAAAUGAGGUUGCAAGGGCCCAAGCAGACGGGUUGGGCCAUGCUGUUGACCCGUUCCACCAGUCAAAAGAUGGAAAAUAUGACGGCUAUCUGGAUGCUAUUGGCGGUCUGGUAUAUGCCGAUAAAGCAUGCCGAUAUGCACUCCAUUUGGCACAAGAACUUGGAGUCAAGGUUAUUCUUGAUAAAAAAAGAGGUGCCUUCGAAAGCUUCCAUGAGAAGAAUGGCAAGGUAAACGGGAUCAUCACCGCUGAUGGAAAGCUCCACGAAGCCGCCUUGACCAUUGUGGCCUGUGGGGGCUGGACACCGGGUGUUCUCCCCGAGAUCGAUGGGCUAUGUGAAACCACCGCCGGUUCGAUUGCUAUGCUUCAAAUCCCGACCGACUCUGAUUUGUUCAAGCGAUUCUCACCGGACCAAUUUCCGGUCUGGAACUACAAAGUAAGGGCGGGUCCAGCAGGAAACCUGUACGGCUUCCCAAUCACGCCUGACGGCGUCAUGAAGCUCGGAUAUCGAGGCACGAAGUACACAAACCCACAACAACAAUCUAAUGGUAGGGUUCGGAGUGUGCCCGUCACCAAGUGGACAUCCCCAUCGAUUAGUGGGCUUCCCGAAAAAUCAACGGAAGUGAUUGGACAUUUCUUGGAUACUUAUCUGCCUGAGCUGCGCGAGAAUGGCAUCAAAAUAACCAACACAAGACUGUGCUGGUAUACAGACUCGUUUGACAACCAGUUCGUCGUUGAUGCUGUUCCGGAUAAACCAGGCGUCAUGGUAGCGACAGGUGGCAGUGGACAUGGGUUCAAGUUCCUGCCUGUCCUUGGAAGGUUCGUUGCAGAUCGUGUUGAGAGUAUUCCGUCGGAUAUGCUGCAGCGCUGGCAAUGGAGACAGCUGAGAGAAGGAGAGAAACCGUUCAACGUGUUAAUGAAGGGAUUUGAAGAUCAAAACGCACUCCAAAAGACGAAGAUGAAGCAGGAGCGGGAUUUGAAGGAUGAUGGGGGGUGUAAGUCCAAUUUGUGA
Messenger RNA from Aspergillus wentii DTO 134E9, 1464 nucleotides. Its product is annotated as NAD(P)/FAD-dependent oxidoreductase. The coding region runs from base 1 to 1464 and encodes 487 amino acids. Gene Ontology annotation, molecular function: sarcosine oxidase activity; flavin adenine dinucleotide binding. NCBI's taxonomy places the organism in Eukaryota, Fungi, Ascomycota, Eurotiomycetes, Eurotiales, Aspergillaceae. The record is from RefSeq and is a predicted model, not a curated record. The transcript has 2 exons.